This is a messenger RNA of Gorilla gorilla gorilla (western lowland gorilla), 3251 nucleotides long. It is a transcript of the gene FEZF2, whose product is annotated as FEZ family zinc finger 2. NCBI's taxonomy places the organism in Eukaryota, Metazoa, Chordata, Mammalia, Primates, Hominidae. The transcript has 8 exons. Gene Ontology annotation, cellular component: nucleus. The coding region runs from base 1463 to 2839 and encodes 458 amino acids. Gene Ontology annotation, molecular function: DNA-binding transcription factor activity, RNA polymerase II-specific. The record is from RefSeq and is a predicted model, not a curated record. Gene Ontology annotation, biological process: regulation of transcription by RNA polymerase II.
CCCAAUUUGGAAAAAGGGUUGGGGUGCAGUACUUGUGGCAAACGGGAUCCACAGGAGAGUCGGGAUAGAAAUUCGGGUCUUGAGAUGCUGCAGGUGUAUUGAUAUUGUUUCACUGUUGGGGGAUGUUUCGCAGCAUAGAGGGGCCUAGGACGGGAUACUCAGCCCUCUCAAGACUUGUUCCUGGGUGAAGAAACAGAGGGUUUACCUCUACCACCACUUUCUCUGGCUUCACAUGAUCGUGUGUCUUUGGAGAUGGAAUUCACUAUCAAACCCUGUUUGCUCAUAUUAUAUCCACGAAAAACACAAAACCCGGUUCCACGCGGUGCUUUAGUGGCUAAAAGUGAAAGAGCUGCCUUGGCAGAAUUCAGCUCUAUGAAUCACUUCGGAAAAUUGGUUCGACUGAAUGGCCUUAGGAGGAAAAACGUUUUAAUAGGAUCCAGGGGAGGUUCUGCUGUUUCAAUCUGCUCCUUAAACAGGUGGAGAUUGGACCUUCUCAAUUAUACAAACAGAUCUCCGAAAGUCUUCCAGCUCUCGGUUUAGUCUCCCCCAGCCUCAGACCCAGAGCUGGCCAUAAAGCUGGAGGCGCACCUGCGCGGCGCCGAGGCCCCCGAGAUCCCGGCGAGCGGCCUUGCUCUCCGUGACGCUUCGGGGUCGUCCUUAGGCAGUGGGAGCUUUCUCCCGACCUCCGACGCCAGCCAAGGCAAGCUCAUUGCUUUUGCAUAAAUUAAUAUUUCCCCAUUAACAAGUUCCCCCCUCCAAACGCGGCGCCCGCGUCCAUGCGCCACAUCCUAAUGAGGUAAUUAUCAUUUGCGCGUGUUCGGGGCUGGCGCCGGUUCCGUGGGUAAAUGGCAGUUUAUUAGCACGAUGCCCAGCUCGGCUGCGGAGGGCUAAGGGAUACUUCGGCUACUAGACUGACACCCAGGGGCCCUUUGGGGGCGCCGCGUCCGGGACCCUCCGCCCUCCCUGCGUCCCCCAAACCUGCAGGCCUCCAAAGUUGUGAAUCACGCACGGAACUCUGCCUAGGUUUGGGUUUGGGUCCCCCCCCCCCUUUCCUUCCACCGGCAAAACCAUCACGAUUCCUCCCCCUCCCCCUCCCGUCUCUUCCCUCUUUCCCUAUUCGCAAACCGCUCGCACUUUCCCGAGAGGAGCGCGGGCGCCAGUUGCCUCCUUUUAAAGUUUGAGGGGCGGUGGUGGCGGCGGCCGGCAGGCGCGGGGGAACACAGGGGCCGCUACGGGAGCCGCGCCGCCGCCCAUGUCAUUCCACUUCAAGUGACUUCAUGUGAUGUCAGCUGAAUGUAAAAGACAGUGAUCUCACGCGGAGGGGAAGAUGUUUGCCAUCAAAAUGUGACAGAAGAGACACGCUGCAUGGCUCGGAACGCAUCUCCUUGGUGGUGGGGGAAAGAGACUUAGAGGAGAGAGGCUGCGCCCUGGCCCAGCCUGGCUCGGCUCAGCUCCGCGCGCCAUGGCAAGCUCGGCUUCCCUGGAGACCAUGGUGCCCCCGGCCUGCCCGCGCGCCGGAGCGUCGCCGGCCACUUCCAAGACACUGGCCUUUUCCAUCGAGCGCAUCAUGGCCAAGACGUCGGAGCCCCGUGCGCCCUUUGAGCCCCGGCCUGGAGCGCUAGAGGCGGACGGCAGCCAGGGCAAGAAACUGCUCAACCUCUGCUCGCCACUGCCCUGUAUGAUCCCCCUCCAGCCCCUAGGCUACGAGGUGCCGUCAAAGACACUGCUCAGUUACUCGGAGCUCUGGAAAAGCAGCCUCCGGGCGGGCGGCGGCGGAGGCGGCGGCGGCGGUGGCGGCGGCGGCGGGGGGGCCCCAGUGUGCGGCGCCAGCGGCUUGUGCAAAACCAACUGUGGCGUGUGCUGCAAGGCCGAGCUGGGCCUGGCGCCGUCUGCGCUGCCCGCGGGCAGGGUCAUCAAGCCGCAGGUCAUCAACCAGGCUGUGGGGCUGCCGGCCAGCGGCUCGCUCUACUACUUCAACUACCUGGACUCGACCGCCUACCCGCCGUCUGAGCUCCUCAGCGGCCACCUCUUCCCGUCUGGCCUCCUCAAUGCGCAGGCCCCCGCCGCCCUGGCUGCUCACCCCAAGCUCUUUCUGCUGGAGAACGCCAAGCUGGCCGGCCUGGCUGCGGACAAGUUCCCCCAUCCGGCUCCCUAUCCCCAUAAGGAGCGCUUGCCGGCGCCGCUGGAGCAGGUACUGAAGGAAAACUCGGCCCUGACUGCCGAGCGCGGAGGCGUCAAGGGCCACAGCAAGCUGCCAGGAGGCUCCGCAGAUGGCAAGCCCAAAAACUUCACCUGCGAGGUGUGCGGCAAGGUGUUUAACGCUCACUAUAAUCUCACCCGCCACAUGCCGGUCCACACCGGAGCCAGACCGUUCGUGUGCAAAGUCUGCGGCAAAGGCUUUCGCCAGGCCAGCACGCUCUGCAGGCACAAAAUUAUCCACACCCAGGAAAAGCCACAUAAAUGCAACCAGUGCGGCAAAGCGUUCAACCGCAGCUCCACGCUCAACACGCAUAUCCGCAUCCACGCGGGCUACAAGCCCUUCGUCUGCGAAUUUUGCGGCAAAGGCUUUCACCAAAAAGGGAACUACAAGAACCACAAGCUGACCCACAGCGGCGAGAAGCAGUACAAAUGCACCAUCUGCAACAAGGCCUUCCACCAGGUCUACAACCUAACCUUCCAUAUGCACACCCACAACGACAAGAAGCCUUUCACGUGCGCCACUUGCGGCAAAGGGUUUUGCAGAAACUUUGACUUAAAGAAACAUGUGCGCAAACUCCACGACAGCGUGGGCCCUGCUGCCCCCUCCGCAAAGGACCUGACUAGGACAGUGCAGAGCUGAGAGCUACUGCCUUGCCCUUCCUUCCCUCCCCGUACCACCUGAAAACAGAUCACACAUAUAAACUUAUUUCUAAAAUUAAAAGAAAAAAAAAACUAUAGCAGAGAGGCUAAAAUCUAUUUAUCGAAACCAGCAUAUUUUUGGAAAGCUAAAUGUUUCCUCGAUGACUGGCAGCAAACUCGUGGCCCCCACCUUUGUAUAUUCAGGAAACUUAUUUAAAUCCAGUGCGCCGAAACGUAUUUAAUUCCAGGCCUCCGCUUCUCCUGGGGCAGCCAGUUUUAACCCCAGCCUGUCACCGUGAGCGCCCCAGAAGAGCGCGGCGCCCCUAGCCAUCUUUAUACAGCCAUGUAAAUCCUCCUGUACAAGCGAACACGGAAUAUAUACAUAUAUAACUCAAUAAACAGAAUCAUUAGUG